Gossypium raimondii (Peruvian cotton) is the source of this 2498-nucleotide messenger RNA. RefSeq names its product protein STRUBBELIG-RECEPTOR FAMILY 6-like. Bases 103 to 2277 code for a protein of 724 amino acids. The transcript is spliced from 16 exons. Gene Ontology annotation, biological process: protein phosphorylation. Gene Ontology annotation, molecular function: ATP binding; protein binding; protein kinase activity. The record is from RefSeq and is a predicted model, not a curated record. Lineage: Eukaryota; Viridiplantae; Streptophyta; Magnoliopsida; Malvales; Malvaceae.
UAAAGAUUAUCAUUUAAAAAAAAAAAAAGGAAAGAAGAAUAAGUAUAAACCCAAAAUCAUUUCUGGUUAGUGGGAACUGGGAAGUGAGCAUUUGGGAGAGAGAUGACGGAAAUUUGGAGAAAAGGUUUGGUUUUGGUGGUGCUUACAGUCUGCAUUUUGGGAUGUGCAAAUGCUGCUACAGAUCAAGGAGAUGCUUCUGCCCUAGGGGUUAUGUUCAGCGGUUUAAAUUCACCACAGCAGCUAACUGGGUGGACCGCUAACAAUGGUGAUCCAUGUGGGCAGUCCUGGAAAGGUGUUACUUGCUCAGACCGACGUGUCACUGAAAUUAAGCUGUCAAAUCUCGCACUUUCCGGGUCAGUGGGUUAUAGCCUUCAAAGUUUGACAUCAUUGAAGGAACUGGACUUGAGCAAUAACAAUCUUGCAGGCGAUAUACCAUAUGAUAUUCCUCAAAACUUGCAGCGGUUAAAUCUUGCAUUUAAUCAAUUUACUGGAAGUGUCCCUUAUUCCAUAAAUCAGAUGCAUUCUCUUCAAUACCUAAAUCUUGCACAUAACCAGUUGCAGAACCAAUUGAGUGACAUGUUUGGACCACUUUCUUCCCUCUCUACAUUGGAUCUCUCUUUCAAUUCUCUGACUGGUGAUCUCCCUGAGAGUUUUAAGAAUCUUACUAGUAUGAACUCUAUGUACUUGCAGAACAACCAGUUAACUGGCACUAUUGAUGUGCUUGCCAAUCUUCCCCUUGACACUCUGUAUGUCUCCAAUAAUCAUUUUACUGGCUGGAUACCUGAUCAAUUGAAAAGCAUCAAUUUGCAGAAGGAUGGUAAUUCCUGGAGCUUGGGGCCUGCACCUCCACCUCCUCCUGGUACCCCUCCUGCCACUAGAAAUAAUAGAAAUCACAAAUCUGGUAGCAAUAGUUCCCCAUCGGAUGGUGAUUCUAGUGGUGGGCCUGGUGGGGGUAGCAAAUCAGGGAUUGGAGGUGGAGUCAUAGCAGGAAUCGUAAUAUCCAUCCUUAUAGUUGGGGCUCUUGUAGCAUUCUUUCUGGUGAAGAGAAGAUCCAGGAGGACAUCCUCAGAUAUUGAAAAGCUUGAUAAUCAACCCUUUGCUCCUCUUCCUUCUAAUGAAGUGCAAGAAAUGAAAUCUAUACAGUCUGCCUCUUCAGUUGACACCAAGACCUUUGACACACCUGCUUCGAUAAACCUUCGACCCCCACCUGUUGACCGUCACAAAUCAUUUGAUGAAGAAGACUUUUCUAAAAAGCCUUUUGUUGUUAAGAAGGCUGUUGCAGCUCCUAAAAAUGUUGCAUCAUAUUCAAUAGCAGACCUCCAGAUGGCUACUGGCAGUUUCAGUGUUGAAAAUCUUCUUGGUGAAGGAUCUUUUGGACGUUUUUAUCGAGCUCAAUUUGAUGACGGCAAGGUUCUUGCUGUGAAGAAAAUAAAUUCAUCAGUUCUUCCCAGUGAACUAUCUGAUGAUUUUAUAGAGGUAGUUUCGAAUAUCUCCGAGUUGCAUCACACAAAUGUCACAAAGCUGGUUGGCUAUUGUUCAGAGCAUGGACAGCACCUACUUGUCUACGAGUUCCACAAAAAUGGCUCACUCCAUGAGUUUCUGCAUCUAUCAGAUGAGUACAGCAAGCCAUUGAUUUGGAACUCCCGUGUCAAAAUUGCUCUGGGGACUGCACGUGCAUUAGAGUACCUGCAUGAAGGUUGCUCGCCAUCUAUUGUUCAUAAAAAUAUCAAGUCAGAAAACAUCUUACUUGACGCUGAACUCAAUCCUCACCUUUCAGACUCAGGCUUGGCAACCUUUAUUCCAAAUGCAGAUCAGGUACUAAAUCAUGAUGAUGUUACCAUGUCUGGAUACGGUGCACCCGAAGUUACCAUGUCUGGUCAGUAUUCUCUUAAGAGUGAUGUUUACAGUUUUGGAGUGGUUAUGUUGGAACUUCUCACAGGACGUAAGCCAUUUGAUAGCACAAGGCCAAGACUAGAGCAGUCUUUGGUUCGAUGGGCAACACCUCAGCUGCAUGAUAUUGAUGCUUUAUCUAAGAUGGUUGACCCUGCACUUGAAGGGCUUUACCCGGUUAAGUCUCUCUCUCGGUUUGCCGACGUUAUUGCACUUUGCGUCCAGCCGGAGCCCGAAUUCCGGCCUCCUAUGUCGGAAGUGGUUCAAGCAUUGGUUCGACUAGUGCAACGAGCUAACAUGAGUAAGAGAACAAUAGGGACAGACCAAGGUGCAUCUCAGAGAACCGAUAACGCUGUCGCUGAUGAUGCACAUGACUACGUGUCUUGAAUGGAUAUGAAGUAGACGCUUUGACUGUUAUGGUGACGAGGACUUUAGAUUGUAAUCAUGUCGAGUAUUAUUGUUUUAUGGUAAUAUUAUUGUAACUAAUAAAAACAUACACCCCCUAACUUUAGCCUAAGUUUCAAAUCAGCCCUUCACUUGGUAAUCUGUUGCAUGUAGUCCAACCCCAUCAAUUGAAAUUCUUUCACCGUUGUGUGCAUGUUAAACAC